Molecule: messenger RNA, 171 nt
Organism: Strigops habroptila (Kakapo)
Lineage: Eukaryota; Metazoa; Chordata; Aves; Psittaciformes; Psittacidae
Exons: 2
Source: RefSeq, a predicted model, not a curated record
ACAUCCCAUCCCUAUCCCCAUGUCCCCAUGUCCCAUCCCUAUCCCCAUAUCCAAUCCCUGUCCCCAUGUCCCCAUAUCCCCUUAUCCCCAUAUUCCCAUGCCUGUCCCCAUGUCCCCACAUCCCACCCCUAUCCCCCUGUCCCCCCAUCCCAUCCCUGUCCCCAUCUCCCC